AUGUACAAUAGUCUAUAUGACAUUGUUAUCAUAAUAAACAUUAUCUAUCAGAAUUAUGCUUGGUCUGCGAUUCUAUCUCAUUGUCUCGUACAUCAUCGUCAUCAUCAACCAUCUAUAGGCCAUCAUUUAUUACGUAUUGAACAUUCAAUUCAUAAUGAACAAAUAUGUGAACAUAAAUGUUCAACUGAUCAUUUAUGUUCAAUGGCAACAUUUAAUCGACGAUAUCAUCGUUGUCAUCUAUUUCAACAUCAUCAUCAUCAUCAUCAUCAUCAAAAACAUUCACUAUCACAUCCCUAUCGAUUUAAUCGCGUUUUUUCGACAUUUGCCGAUUGUACUCAAAGAUUUUCUUUAUCUCAAACAGAACGAGUGUCAAUUGUUCAUUGCGAUUAUGAUUCAUUACCAUGGCAACGUGCUGUAAGAGCACGAUCGAUUAUAUUUCAAUCUUAUACGUUGAUUGGUAUUUCUUAUUUACCUUGUCAAGAACUUUGUUCAUCGGUUCGGCAUUGUGCUGCUGUACAAUUUCAAGCGCGAGGUUUACAUCGUAAUCGAUGCCGAUUAUUACGUUCAGCUAAACCAUGGGAUCUUCUACCGACUAAAACAUGGACUGUGUUUGUCAAACGAUCAUGUCAUGUACAGAUCAGCCAAAAUGAAUUAUUCCUUCGAGAUACUCAACCUUUAUGUAAUUUUAAAUAUGUUGGUCAAGGUCAACAGUAA
Messenger RNA from Rotaria socialis, 714 nucleotides. Lineage: Eukaryota; Metazoa; Rotifera; Eurotatoria; Philodinida; Philodinidae. The record is from the annotation of a GenBank genome assembly.